This is a messenger RNA of Neoarthrinium moseri, 1356 nucleotides long. RefSeq lists its product as uncharacterized. Bases 1 to 1356 code for a protein of 451 amino acids. The record is from RefSeq and is a predicted model, not a curated record. The transcript has 2 exons. Lineage: Eukaryota; Fungi; Ascomycota; Sordariomycetes; Amphisphaeriales; Apiosporaceae.
AUGUCGUCAUCUGAAACCGGCGAUAUGCCGCUUGAGCCGCUUACGGCAGAUGCUACAAUAGCAGCCCAAACCCAACCUCUGUCCCCCAUCGAGGAGCAGGAUGACAACAUCCACCAGGACCAGGAGAUCAGCCACUCUGACGAUGACUUGGCCGUCUUCCAUGCUGACACGGAUGCCGCAAUCAAGGUCGAGAGUGGUGAGGACUUGGUGGAGUUCAAGGUCAUUAUCUCGAACGUCACCUCGGCAUCCCAGGUUUUGAAUGACUUGUUCUACGGCGAUGCUUCGGAGAAAUUGCCCAAUGGCACCCGCGUCAUUACCCUCGAUGAUGAACCCGAGUCGCUCGCGAUUCUGAUGAACAUCAUGCACUUCAGAUUCGCCAGAGUUCCUAAGCGACCCACGGUUGAUCAGUUGUACGAGCUCACUCGUCUGACUUCCAAGUACAAAUGUACGCACUUGGUCGAGCCUUGGGCCGUGGCCUGGACUGAGCAACUCUCCGGGUUUGCUCACGACAAGAAGGCCACUGAGGACAACUACAAGGCUGCCUGGAUCUCCUGGGAACUGGGAUACGAGAAACUCCUCCGAGAGAUGACCGACUCGCUGGUUUUGAACUGCAAAGUCGACGAGCACGGUGACGUGAUUCACCCAAACGGAACCAAGCUCCGAGACUUGGUUCUGCCACCCGGCUUUCUUGAUCGUAUCAUUGAGAUCCGCUUCAACACAUUGGCAUCAAUUCUCGAGCAGAUCCAGAUUCCGAUGGACCACCUUUCUCACAUGAAAAGACUUGAGAAGCCAGGCUUCUGCAAGAGAGCAGAAGAUGAUGUUGCGUGGUGCGAAGCUAUGCUCCUCGGUUCCUCGAUGCCCAAGCUCAUGCAGGCCGGCUUGUUUCCCGUUCCUCCGGCAACAAGCUACCGUCAGAGCCUGCAGACAUUGAAGAGUGCCGUCUAUGACAUCGAGUACAAGCACUGGGAGGGCCGAAAGUGGGCGCCUCACAAGUCUCACACUGGCUGCAACCUUGGCUUACGAGACUCGAUCAAGAGCGUUCUGGAUCAGAUGGCCAACCCAGUGCAACAAAGCCAUCUCGGCCACCUUUUCAAACAGGCACAGAUCACUGGUGUCGACGGUGGAGGUGCUGGGUGCUUGACAAGAGUGCCGGUGUCCCCUGCUGGGGGCGAAGGUCAGUCAGCCUUGCUCUGUGCCGAGGCGGCAUCCACCAGCAUCAAGACGGAGAUUGUCCACGAUGACGGGCUGAAGGAUGACGAGAAGACAGUAUCUGAUGCCGUGGACUCGGUCGCCGCUCCCAAGGGCGACGAUGAACAGUCUGACACCAAGUCAGAAAUGUGCGGUGAGCAUGCGUAA